Serpula lacrymans var. lacrymans S7.9 is the source of this 773-nucleotide messenger RNA. RefSeq lists its product as uncharacterized. Bases 50 to 517 code for a protein of 155 amino acids. NCBI's taxonomy places the organism in Eukaryota, Fungi, Basidiomycota, Agaricomycetes, Boletales, Serpulaceae. The record is from RefSeq and is a predicted model, not a curated record. The transcript has 9 exons.
GGGGAUUUGUGGCGGUCUGACCUUGCAGCAAACUUGUACUUGUACUGGCAUGGCUUCAAUCUCAUCCCGGCGUCUACGCAAGGAAUUGACAGAAAUCACGACACAAGGAUGUCCUGUCGGUAUCAAACUCCUCAAUGCAGAUAACUUCGAAACUUGGCUCUUUUCCAUAGAGGUUUUGGGUGAAACUUUAUACCAGGGAGAGGUGUUCAAGCUUAUGUUCCGGUUCGACUCUCAGUAUCCCAUCUCCUCUCCUGCCGUGCAGUUUGUCGUAGACAACGAGUUUCAAGCCCCAAUCCACCCACAUGUUUACUCUAAUGGUCAUAUUUGUGCCUCGAUCCUUGGGAACGAGUGGUCCCCUGUUUUGAGUGUAUCUGCGGUGUGUGUUACAUUGCAGAGUAUGCUGGCCUCGUGCAAGGUAAAGGAACGGCCACAGGGCAACGAUCAAUAUGUCCGUUAUGCACCAGAUAAUCCAAAGAAGACACGCUUUCACUAUGAUGGUAAACAUCACAGGGUCUAACGAAAACAAGGGGCUUGGCUGUAACUUCACGGUUUCUUCCUACAUGUACAACCCAUCACGCAUGUUGUAAUACGUUUGUACCUUGGAGCAUGCCCUCGAGGAAUGAAGAACGCGAAUGAGAAGGAAAGCAUUUGUACACAAACUGUACUCGGUUAGAAAGAAUUUGAAUUCCCCUGUCUUUGCCUCUGUAUGAUUACUAGAUAGAGCAAUAUGCAUCGUUGACACGAACUGGACAUCAUUUAAAAUAUAGGGUCAG